CCACAUGCAACGUCGUCGCUUAGGCUCCGUUGGCGAUUCGGCGCCACCAUCCGAAUCCUCGGAGGGCACUAACUCUUCCGAGCAGAAUGAGCUGAUGAUUAAUCCCGAUUGGUCGGCGGCGCAUUCACACACCUCGUCGGUACACACAAACACGCGCACCGCCACAUCGACCACCAAUACAGUUAACAAUCACAGCAAUUCGUAUUUUAUUGGCUCCGACGUGGAUGCCGACACACUGAGCAUCGAUACUACGAGCAAUUCAAAUCUCUCCGAAUAUGAACGCGUUCAAAUGGAGAGUUUCUUCGGCGGCCUGGGCACUGAAAUUUUCGUAUGCUCCUCUCUGGCCAACCUCUACGAAGGCACCGGCAAGGAGGGAGAUUGGCGUCUCGUCUUCACCGGCAUACCAGUCGUGCUGCAUGAUCGCGGCAGUGCUCGCGCACGCUCCAUACCGCGCGUCACACUUGUGCUGGCCGAACGUGGCUCCUCCUUUGCACUCUGGUCGGAUCGCAUCGAUAAUCUGUCAAAUUAUCGGGUCGCCGGUCCAUCCUUUCACACGAUGUGCCUGUCACAGAACCACCAACAGCUAAUCGGAUUUAGUUUCGAUUCAACCGAUUCGGCAAGAGAGCUGCACCACCACAUAGAGAAACUGGUGAGUAAUCCGGAGAAUAUAGCGCUCUCGCUGCCGGGCAAGAAGAAGCAGAAACAGAAGCGCGUGAAGCCAGCUCCGUUGCCGCCCAAAUCGCAAAUUUCGCAGCCAUGUCAAUUCCAGCACGUGACGAGUGUUACGAAGGACGACACCGAUCGGUACUACAGCAUGCAAGCGUUUGCGCCGUCGGUGAAGCAUCGCUAAAGGCGGUGGGAGAGGGAAGUAUGUAGUUGUAGGGGGGUGAAGGGUGCAAUGUAGUAGCCAUAAUUAUAUACGUCUAAGUGUGUAGGGAUGUACGAUGUAUGCUGUUUAGUAGAUUUUUUAAGCGAAAUGUAACGACGUCAAUUCGUCAGCUUAGUCAUUAAGUUACAUUUAAAUAAUCGACAUUUUGUAUUACUAAAUAUGAGCCAGCUGGGCCUAAAUCGGCACGCGGUUUAGAGGAAGAAUAUUGCAGAAAAAAUCCACAUGACAAAAAUUAAAAGCAGGGGCCAAAAAACCCUCAUAUUGAGUCAUUUUUUUUUGUUUAGAAUAAAUUUGAUUGUUAUUUUGUGAAUUUAAGUGAAUAACAUUAAUGCUCUUUUAUUUGGAUUCUUAUUUUUUCGAUCAUUUUCAAUAUGUAGUUAUGAUAAAAUUUAAUAUUUUUCAUCGGCCAUCCUUUAUAAUCUAUUCUUAUGACCGUUUUGAAUCCCCUAUAAUCUAACAAAUGAAUUUUUGCCGAAAAAAUAAAAUUCCAAGUUUCAAGGCUAAAUUAUAUAUAUAUAUAUUUUAAAGAACAUAACCCUUACGGUCCUGAAUGAAAUCGAUUAAAUGUGCAUAGGUAAAUAUGUAUGUACAUAAGUAGCUAAACUGAAUAAAUUAUUUGUAUCGUUUGUAAAUACGAACAUUUAUUUCUAUGCGCCUGCAAGCCAAAUAAAAGAAGAAAAAAUUAUAUAUUUACAUGCACGUGUAGGUAUGUAUGUAUGUACAUUAGACCGUACCACCUUACAACCUAACAAACAAAGUUCACCAUACAUCCCUGAGUCCAAAGUAUUUUUUCAAGGUAAUUUGGAUAGGACAAAAUUCGACCAAACAAGGUGAAAAAAAAUUUGGCAAUACAACUUUUUUUUUAAAAAUAGGAAUAAUCUGAAUACUUUCUUAGCAAAAGUUUAAUGAUUUUUGGUAAGCUUUAAUUUACCGCCUCUUUAAGGGGGUAAGAAGUGAGAUCUGGUGGGUAGGCACUAGAACGGGGUACUUGAGGUCAAUGAACUGUGGAAUAAAACAAUUUUCCUCAUUGAGGCAAGAACAUCGAUAUAUCAUACUUUAAAAUCCGACUGUAAAUGCCGAAGAUAUAACGGAAAAGAUAAAAGAAAUUUUCGAAGUUGCCUUGCAAAAAUACUUUAGACUCUGGGCUGUACGGUGAGCUUUUACUCCUGGUACGGUCUAGUGUGUAUAUUACAUAAGUACAUGAGCACAGUUUUAUAUACAUAUAUGCUUGUAUGUUACGUGGACUUUGUAUGUUGCAUAUGCAUAUUUAUCUGUGAUAUAGACAAAAAUCCAUUUUAUAUGUAUGUACAUACAAAGAAACUAAAAAAUUAUAUAACUAGAAUUGAAUUUGUUUUUAAUGAUUUCCUGCUAUUGAAAGUUUACACGCAGAUAAAUAUAUAAAUAUGUAAUUGUAGAAGUAGAACCGAAUGGAGUGUCGAAGAAAAUUGAAGAAGUUAUUUAAUUAAAGUUGGUAAAUAAGUGUAAAUUAUGCAUAAGUAUGGGCAGAUUAAUGUCCAACAUUAUUAUUAGCCAUAGGCCAUAAAUAUAAUUUAAUUAUUUUAGUUAUCGAAAAGUAAUAUAAAUAUUGUAAAAAUUAUAUAUAUCCAAGUUGAAAAAUUUAUGAAUUUCAGUAGGUUGAAGAAGAAACGACGGCUUGGCCUUGCAUUGGCCAACUCGACGGAGUGAAAUCAAAAAUGGUAAUUGUUUUGGUGCAAAACCGAGCUUUUUCUAAAAGAUGGAAUUUUUUCUUUUGUCCUUUCACAUUGAAGAUUAUCUGUGCAUGUUUGUACCUAACAUUAAAACCACGCACUGUAAAUUUAAAGCUUUACUAAUUGGCUAAGUAUUCUUAUUUGACUUAGUUGUGAAGUGCCUCAGAUCAGACUAUCCAAAAAAUCCGAGAGCCAGCCGCGAGAGCGAAUAUGUCGCAACGAGUCAGUCGAAACCAGUUCUCAAAACCCAUCUUUCCAAGUUGUAGCCAUCGGCGUACAAACGAGGUAUCCAGCUGGACGUAUCAAGCUCUCAAGAGGUCCCAGGAGGGAAUUCUACUAUUUAAGGUCCAGUGAGAUUCUAUUUCCAUUAGUAUAACAACACUAUUUUGGACGAAGAAAGACGCAUAAAUUAGUAUAGCGAUUCAACUUUCAAAAGUCCUCAACAAAGCGUUUCUUAAACGAUUCGUUAAUGGUUGAAAUUGUAAGCAAAAGUGGUUUCUGCAAUUUAAAAUCAAAAAUACAUUGAGGUUGUUCACACCUGCCUGGUCAUGUGGUUAUAAUAAUUUUUAACCGGAAAACCUGAUAACCUGGCAAGUGUGAACACCCUCAUUGUGCAACAGUUUCGAAGUUGAGUAUGAUUUCUUCAUGUCUUUUAAACAUUUGACCUACAUCCAUUUGAUUUUUUCGGACUUGUGCGUUCAGUUUUUUUUAUGUAUUUUUUCUCGAUUCUCGGUGCUUUAGUUUUCGGAAUAUAUGCGGAUUUUUUAGGGCUCUUCGCGUGUUUUCGGUUCGUGAAGUCGAAUGUCUAAUUUUAAAGGCAACAUUUUCCCUCUUGUUUUUGCCUUAAAAAUAAAAAUAAAAAAUAAAUAAAAAUAAAACAACUAAACUAAUUAAAUACACACACGUGAAUAUACAUACAUACAUAUGUAUUUAUAUCGAAUAAUCUUAACUAAGUUAUUUGACCUCGAAAAUGAAACACAUAAAAACAACAAAACAUCAAAUAUAACUAUUUAGUACAGUAAGAAAUUUAAUUGCGAUUUUAUUACAUUCGUGCAAAAAAUGCAAAUCAAAAGAUAACACAAAUUGCAUACAAAUGAUGAAUGGCCGAGUGCAUGGGAACUUGUAAAAAGUGUGCAUGACAAAGCGAUGACAAAAAAAACCCAAUUGAUAUUGCCGGCGCAUUGUCGCAACUGUUAAUUUAAAGUUUCAAUUACAUUACAUUUAUCUAGAGAAUCAAUCGGGUCAUUGAGGCCAUCCAACGUCUAUUUGAACUUGAAAUACAUAUAUUUGAAUAGACAUAAAAUCGGAGUAAACCAAAACUGGUUACACGUGCAAUAGUUUAGAGAUAGUAGGUACUAUAGUUUAUAAGAGUAUUUACCUUUCUAUUGAACUUUUUUAUCAAAAUAUCUUAUUUGUUGUCUAAGUAAUUAUUUUCGUGAAAUAAAAAAAAUAAAUAAAUGCAAAUAAUUAAAUAACUGGUCAAGAACGCUCGUUGCAUGCGAAAGACAUAAAGUACAUGCAUAUAUACAUACAUAUUUAUAUAUACAUAUAGGAAAAAUACCUGUAAAUACAUAAGUAUGUAUGUAAAACAUAGUUAAGAAUAAUGUUAUGUUAAACAUAAAUACAAACCCUUAAUAAUAAAAUAUGUAUUUCCAAGUCGC
Messenger RNA from Rhagoletis pomonella (apple maggot), 4259 nucleotides. RefSeq lists its product as uncharacterized. Gene Ontology annotation, cellular component: nucleus. The record is from RefSeq and is a predicted model, not a curated record. Gene Ontology annotation, biological process: regulation of transcription by RNA polymerase II. Bases 5 to 850 code for a protein of 281 amino acids. NCBI's taxonomy places the organism in Eukaryota, Metazoa, Arthropoda, Insecta, Diptera, Tephritidae. The transcript has a single exon. Gene Ontology annotation, molecular function: RNA polymerase II cis-regulatory region sequence-specific DNA binding; DNA-binding transcription factor activity, RNA polymerase II-specific.